Caenorhabditis elegans is the source of this 1789-nucleotide messenger RNA. It is a transcript of the gene metl-17, whose product is annotated as Methyltransferase-like protein 17, mitochondrial. NCBI's taxonomy places the organism in Eukaryota, Metazoa, Nematoda, Chromadorea, Rhabditida, Rhabditidae. Gene Ontology annotation, molecular function: methyltransferase activity. The record is from RefSeq and is marked reviewed. Gene Ontology annotation, biological process: translation. Gene Ontology annotation, cellular component: mitochondrion.
CAACAAAAUUGUGCGUUAUUUCGGAGCGUCGUUGCACAAAAUUAAUUUAUUUUAUUUUCACAAAUUUUCACUUAAAAUGCUUCAAAAUAGACUAUUUCUUCGACAUUUUAUUGCAAAUUUUGCCACAUCAUCAGCAUUCGAGCCACGAGAAUUUGAGAACAACGAGAAAACCGCCAUCACUGCAGUGAAUGCGCUCACCAAUGCUCGAUCAAUUGUGCAAAUCACAUCAAAGGAGAAAGUUGGGAAACGAUUUCGACGUGAAUUCAAUUUGCCACAAAAAGCCAUUGAUGGGCUCAGAAAUGCAAUUAUUACUUGUGAAAGACCGGCAAAACAACUACAAAAUGAAGCAGAUCAGCUGGCAAAGAAACUCGAACAACGAAGGUUUCCAGAAUCUCCGGAAAAACUGAAAAAGCUCAGAGAUGAAGUGAAAAGGAAGUUGAAAUCGGGAAAAAAGGAUGAAAUAUCAGAUUUCGAUAAGGAAUCGUUCGGUGGAAAAGUGCAAGAAGCUCAACAAUACGAAAUACGGAAUGAAGUGGAUCGGAUAAUGAAAAAAGAAAAUUUCAAUUGGAAACCUCUAGAAAUCACGACAAAAGAAUCUGCUGCUGCCUAUUCUCUGGCAAGAUUAGCCCCAAACUAUGCAGAAAUCACCAGAACACUUGAAGAAUUCAAUACUAUCCCCGAUUUUCAACCAGAAACUGUUCUGGAUUUCGGAAGUGGAGCUGGCGCUGGAUUCUGGGCGAUUCAGAACAAAUGGCCAGAUGUGAAGGAAAUCACAAUGGUGGAUUUAUCGGAUGCUAUGAUGAAAUUUUCGAUGGAUUCUUUGAGGAACGAACAGUCCAGUGAAGCUUCUCAAAACGGGCGGCCUUUUGUGCACAACAAUGUCAAUUUCAGGCGACAUUUGAUUCCUUCAUUAAAUACCACCUACGAUGUUGUGCUAGCUCACCGCGUGCUCUGUGAAAUUGGCUCUUCAGAAACUCGUCUCCAGUUGAUCGAAUCACUAUGGAAACGAACAAAUCGCUUCUUAAUCCUGAUCGAAUCCAGUCAAACCGGAGCUUUCGGUGGUCUUCUCGAGGCUCGUGAUUUUCUAUUGACACAGGGAACUCUGGUGGAUUAUCGGAAAUUGCUGAAAUCACUAGAAGAAGCUGUGAUGCUAUCACCGAAAGUUGUUCGCAUCGUUGAGGAUUACAAUUUGAGUGAUUAUGAGAAAUAUGCACUUUUGAUGGAAGCAGUGCCACCUGGACAUACAGUACCAACUAUGCUUCCGACAGCUACAGUAUUGGCUCCAUGUCCUCAUGAUUUGGGUUGUCCUCUAGGAGUACACAGUUCUUGUACAUUUAAUACAAGAUUUCAGCCUAUUAGAGCCGAUGGACGCAGAUCAGAAAAAGAGUCCGACGGCACAGAAGUCUCCAAAUUCACAUAUAUGAUUCUGGAAAAGAGCCAACGAAAGGUCAAUAACGAGCACACUGAGCGAAUUCUGAAAAAUCGGAAGCUGGGGGGUCACGUGACGUGUGACGUGUGUACCGCAUUUCGAGGAAUCCAACGGAUCACGUUGUCGAAGAAACACGGAGAAAUGUAUACGGCGCUACGAAGUCGACGAGAUGGUGAUCUUCUUCCUAUCAAUUUGAAGACUAUGACGUCAUCUGGAAUAUUUGAAGUGGAUAAUUAAUCUUUUUUGUUAUACUAGUUGUUGUUUAAAAAUUAGGAUUUUGUAUAGAAAUUGUUGGUUUUUUUUCCUUAUUGUCUCCCGUUGACGCAGCAUUUUUGUGAAGUGAAUCAUUGGAAUUUGCCU